This is a messenger RNA of Wickerhamiella sorbophila, 993 nucleotides long. Its product is annotated as putative electron transfer flavoprotein subunit alpha, mitochondrial. Lineage: Eukaryota; Fungi; Ascomycota; Dipodascomycetes; Dipodascales; Trichomonascaceae. The coding region runs from base 1 to 993 and encodes 330 amino acids. The transcript has a single exon. Gene Ontology annotation, molecular function: electron transfer activity; flavin adenine dinucleotide binding. The record is from RefSeq and is a predicted model, not a curated record. Gene Ontology annotation, cellular component: mitochondrion.
AUGCUUCGUAACUUUGGUACUUUCGGCAAGCAGAUUUCGCGGGCUCGUUUAUUGUCUACGCUGACCCUGAUCGAGCACGGCAAUGGUGCUGCUCUUCCUGGCUCCCUCAGUGCUCUUGCUGCUGCAAAGCAGUUGGGUGGUCCCGUUACCGCUCUGAUCGCGGGUAGCGAAGGAUCGCAGGUGGCCCAGCAGAUCGCCAAGGUCGAUGGCGUGGAGAAGGUUCUUGUUGCUGGUAACGAGGUUUACAACCACAGCAUGCCUGAGACUACCUCUGCUUUGUUGGUCGACGUUGUUAAAGCCGGCAACUUCACCCACGUUGUGGCUCCGUCUUCGGCAUUCGGUCGUGCAGUUGUGCCCCGCGCUGCUGCUCUUCUUGACGUCCAGCCCGUCACCGAUGUUAUCAAGAUCGAGGGCGAGGACACAUUCGUUCGUCCUAUUUUCGCUGGCAACGCCCUUUCCACUGUAAAAAGCACCGAUGCCAUUAAAGUCUUGACUGUUCGUGGUACUGCCUUCGACGCUGCCACUGAGGGUUCUGGUUCUGCUGCUGUUGAGGAUGCCGUUGACCCCAAGCCUGCUCCUCAGUCCGAGUGGGUUUCCGAGCAGAUUGUCAAAAGCGAGCGUCCCGACCUCGGCACCGCAGACCGGGUCGUCUCUGGUGGCCGCGGUCUCAAGUCCAAGGAGCAGUUCGAGGCGGUUAUGUAUCCCUUUGCAGAUGCUGUUGGUGCUGCCGUUGGUGCUUCUCGUGCCGCUGUCGACUCUGGGUUUGCCGAUAACAGUUUGCAGGUGGGUCAGACCGGUAAGGUGGUCGCCCCGGAAUUGUACGUCGCGGUCGGCAUUUCCGGUGCCAUUCAGCACCUGGCUGGUAUGAAGGACUCCAAGGUCAUUGCCGCCAUUAACAAGGACGCUGAUGCACCCAUCUUCCAUGUCGCUGACGUCGGUUUGGUUGCCGAUCUUUUCGAGGCUGUGCCUGAGCUCACCAACAAGCUCAAGUAA